AUGAAGCGGCUUUCAUUGCUUUUAUUACUGGUAAUAGGUGCUUAUGCUGAAGAUGAAAGUACUGAUAAGCCAGCGCUUAUGCAACGAUUAGUACAGUCACUUCCACAAAUUCCCAAUGUGAUCAAAGGACAAAUGGAGGGAAAGCCAGAUGAGUUGAAGAAAAUGGUUUCAAACAUGCUGGGGGAUGGUUUGUUGAGUCAGUUGGUUGUAAAUCCGCUUGGAGUUGCUGAAAAUAUGGGCGUCCCACUUCACGACUUGGGAAUUAAUAAGACGGUGCUAGAGAAGAAUAUCAAGCUGGGAGGAGGCAAUGAGACAAACGGAGCUGCCGCUGCUGCUUUCAACUUUUUAGAUGCUUUUACCACCCAGCCACCGACCACCAAAUCGCAGAAAAUGUAUGUUGAUGGUGUCGAAGUGAAGGAUUGGGACAGAUACGCUAGAAAACACAACCUUGAAAACCUCGGAUUCACCACAAUUGCUCCACCAACGACAACCGUUCAAUUGAGCCCUGAAAAAAUUGCCGACGUUGUACUCCAAAGACUGAAAAAUCGCGAACCAGUGGUUGAGGCUCCACGAUCCAACCCAGACAUUUCGAAUUCUUUGGAUAUGAAUUUAAUUGAUCCAAGAAGAGUCGCAGAAGUAAAUUCUUUGCUCAGAAGAGCCCCACAAAGAUUUGAGAACCCACCAGCGCCAAUGAACUCAAUGGGGCCAAUGGAUAUUGGACCGCCGGGAUUCGUUCAAUCGCUGGACCCAGCCAUUGAUGAGGUCGUCACCAACCUUCGCACCAAGGGAGCGUAUGGGCUCAACGUUGAUGAUGUGAAACGCCUCCAGAACAUCCUACAAACCUACGAGCAAACCCUUCAAACUAAAGAACUUCUAUCCAGACGUAAACAGUUGGAAGUUCUUCAGACUGAGCUCACCGAGCAACGCAAAAGAAUUGAAGUACAGAAGAAAAUGGAAGAGGAGUUGAGAAAGAAGGAAAAAGAGCUAGAAGAAGCAAAACAAAAAAUGGAGCAGCAACUUAGAGAGCAGUUGAGCAGCUGGCACAGUUCGUUCGGACCAAGUCAACCAAGAGCUCCAGUGCCACUCUCAGCCGAAUUGCAACUCGAAAACUUGGGUUCCCCACCAGCUCCACCAGCCUCGAUUGCUCAGUCUCCACCAGAAGUUUUGGAGACUACAGCCGAGCCACCAGCGUUCCAAGUGGCUUCCCACGAACGCAAGCUUGCUGAGGAGCGCGAGGACAUUGUUGAGCAACAAAUGAUGCCAGUACCACCACCAACUAAAAUCAGCAGCUCUCUCAGAAAUCAUAUUCGCUAUUCGCCAACACCUGUCGUCACUGAAGCCACUCCAGUGAUUCCACCAAGCACUUCAGUUGAUAGAGAAGAUGAUGAAUUCGUAUCAAAAUGCAAUUGUGAGAAAAUCUCUCUAGACAAAAUGAAUGGAAAAUGGCUCAUGGCUCUUGCCUCACCAAAUGUUGUUGAGAUGGUUCAACACAAGGCCAACGAACUUUUGGACAAAUCUGAAACCCUAUCUUGCUCUCGAUUCGAUGUCUCCGCUGGAAAACAAUCUGUCGCUGCUCAAGAUGCUAGACUAAUCUGGCAAUUCAGAACUCAAGGAGCUCCAAAACUUUUCCGACUUCGCGGAAGCGCACUGACCAUGGAUCAUGAGUCGGUCAGAGUUCAAAUGGCAGACUUCCAAGGGGAUAACUUCAGUUUUCCAUUCUGUGUUUUGAAAUCCGGCGGAACCUCUUCGGCCUACGAGCAUCUUCUUGUUACCAACAGUCAAGGAAACUGCAAGGAUGUUGCUCUUCUGGUCAGAGAUCCACAAGAAUUCUUCGACAACCCGAAUAAGCAGCUCCAGAAGUACCUGAAGACUAGAAUUUCCAAACGAGAAAUGAACUCUCUGAACGUCGUCAAUUUUGGAGACUGUUAA
This is a messenger RNA of Caenorhabditis briggsae, 1929 nucleotides long. The transcript is spliced from 10 exons. The coding region runs from base 1 to 1929 and encodes 642 amino acids. The record is from RefSeq and is a predicted model, not a curated record. NCBI's taxonomy places the organism in Eukaryota, Metazoa, Nematoda, Chromadorea, Rhabditida, Rhabditidae.